Molecule: messenger RNA, 1343 nt
Organism: Juglans regia (Persian walnut)
Lineage: Eukaryota; Viridiplantae; Streptophyta; Magnoliopsida; Fagales; Juglandaceae
Product: thermospermine synthase ACAULIS5-like
Exons: 10
Coding region: 156-1157 (333 amino acids)
Biological process (GO): polyamine biosynthetic process
Molecular function (GO): thermospermine synthase activity
Source: RefSeq, a predicted model, not a curated record
CAUACCACACACAAAAUCAUAGUACCUUUUCGAUUUCCCUUAAACCCAGCCUGAGAUCUCGGCCUAUUAAUAUAUUGCACCAAGACAGACUUCUCUCCUCCCCUUCACUGCUUGGUUCUGAUCUUUCUCUCGAUUCUUUCAGCAUUAAUAGGAAAAUGGCAGAUAUUUCUUAUUCCAAUGGAAAUGGAGUUCAUGGAAAAGGCUUUGUACUAAAUGGGUAUAGGAAGAGCUGUUGGUAUGAGGAAGAGAUUGAAGAGAAUCUGAGAUGGUCCUUUUCUCUCAAUAGCAUAUUGCAUACAGGAGCUACGCCGUACCAGGACAUUGCGCUUUUGGACACGAAACCUUUUGGAAAGGCUCUGGUCAUUGAUGGAAAGCUUCAAAGUGCAGAGACAGACGAAUUCAUCUACCAUGAAUCUCUUGUUCAUCCAGCACUUCUUCAUCAUCCCAAUCCAAGGACCAUCUUUAUUAUGGGAGGAGGUGAGGGUUCCACAGCAAGAGAGAUUCUUAGACAUAAUACUGUAGAGAUGGUUGUCAUGUGUGACAUUGAUGAGGAGGUGGUGGAGUUUUGCAAGUCAUACUUAAUAGUGAACAGGGAUGCUUUCUGUGAUCCAAGACUUGAGCUUAUUAUCAAUGACGCCAGGGCUGAGCUAGAAAGCAGAGAAGAGUGUUAUGAUGUGAUCAUAGGCGACUUGGCUGACCCGAUUGAGGGAGGCCCGUGUUAUAAACUCUACACCAAAUCCUUCUAUGAGUUUACUGUCAAACCUAGACUUAAUCAGGGUGGCUUAUUUGUCACACAGGCAGGACCAGCUGGAAUAUUCAGCCAUACAGAGGUAUUCUCUUGCAUUUACAACACUCUAAGGCAGGUUUUCAAGCAUGUGGUGCCUUACUCGGCCCAUGUCCCUUCUUUCGCAGAUACUUGGGGAUGGGUCAUGGCUUCUGAUACUCCAUUUGCUUUGAGUGCUGAUGAGUUGGACCUCAGGAUGAAACAGAGGAUGAAAGGGGAGAACAGAUACCUUGAUGGGAAAACAUUUUCAUCGGCUUCCACCUUGAGCAAAGCCGUUCGGAACACGCUGGACAAUGAGACUCAUGUGUACACAGAGGGAACAGCAAGGUUCAUAUACGGCCAUGGUAGUGCCCACAGAAACACUCACGAAUGAGAAAUGGAUUCAGAACACAGCUCGGCCUGCCAAAGCACAAGGAAACAUGAGACUGCAAGUAGAACACUACAUUGGGUUUAUAUUAUCUAUAUAACUUUUCUCUGUCUUUCUUUCUUUCUUUCUGCAUUUGUACUUACUUGAAAGGUAUGAUAUAAUGGUAAUGGUUGGUCUUUGCUUUGUGCUUCA